Hibiscus syriacus is the source of this 1952-nucleotide messenger RNA. Its product is annotated as probable histone-arginine methyltransferase 1.4. NCBI's taxonomy places the organism in Eukaryota, Viridiplantae, Streptophyta, Magnoliopsida, Malvales, Malvaceae. The coding region runs from base 157 to 1767 and encodes 536 amino acids. The transcript is spliced from 15 exons. Gene Ontology annotation, biological process: peptidyl-arginine methylation. The record is from RefSeq and is a predicted model, not a curated record. Gene Ontology annotation, molecular function: protein-arginine N-methyltransferase activity.
UUCUUUUUCUCACUAAGUGGCGGCUCUCUAAAGCUUUUGCCUCAGUCCCUCUCUCUAAAUUCUAUUCCUUUCUUUGACAAAAACCCUAAUUUGGAAACAUAUUUGAUAGAUUUCCAUUUUUAUUCUUUGUUCUUGUAUAUUUAAAGUAUCAAUAUAAUGGAAGCUUCAGCUGGGAUAAAAUCCAAAUGCUCGGAGUUCACUCUGGCAGCAGUUUCCGAACUGUCUUCUUCACCUGCUUCGUCAUCGUCCACGCCAGUGACUGCUUGGUUCAGUUCUGAUCGUGGAGUCGCAGAGCUCCGAUUUUGUCAAGAUUCAAAAUUUAUCGAUGGCUUCAGUUUCGACCUUGGAACCUCUCAGCUCUUCAAGUUGGGACCUGUUCAAUCGCUUUGCAUUUCCGAAAAUUCUGAUUGUAUCAAAGAGAAUUUGUAUUCGAGGGGAGUCACGAUUGAGUUUAGAAACGAGGAGGAGAGCAGGGACUUCCAUUCUGCAUUUGAGCAAUGGCAGAAUGAAGAUGUCACUCAAGGAAAAAGUUUACCAAAUGGAACCAUUUCUGCUGUUAGGAGCAAGUUUGACAAUAAAAUCGAAUCAUCUUCUGCUAAAAUGUAUUUCCAUUAUUAUGGACAGUUGCUGCACCAACAAAAUAUGUUACAAGAUUAUGUGAGGACAGGAACCUAUUAUGCUGCUGUAAUUGAGAACCGUGUAGAUUUUACGGGUAGGGUGGUGGUUGAUGUUGGUGCUGGUAGUGGUAUUUUGUCAUUGUUCGCUGCACAGGCUGGUGCAAAGCAUGUUUAUGCUGUUGAAGCUUCUGAAAUGGCAGAAUACGCUCGCAAACUUAUUGCCGGGAAUCCCACAUUAGGGCAGCGGAUUACUGUAAUCAAAGGUAAAGUUGAGGAAGUUGAGUUGCCCGAGAAAGCAGAUAUUCUGAUCUCUGAACCAAUGGGCACCUUAUUAGUUAAUGAGAGAAUGUUGGAAUCCUACAUAAUUGCAAGAGAUCGGUUUCUUGUGCCCGAUGGGAAAAUGUUUCCUUCAAUAGGAAGGAUACAUAUGGCACCUUUCAGUGAUGAAUAUUUAUUUGUUGAAAUUGCAAAUAAGGCUCUUUUCUGGCAGCAACAAAACUACUAUGGUGUUGAUCUCACUCCGUUAUAUGGGUCCGCAUUCCAGGGAUACUUCUCUCAGCCUGUGGUGGAUGCUUUUGAUCCAAGAUUAUUGGUGUCUCCUCCAAUGUCCCAUGUAAUUGACUUCAAUGAAGUAAAGGAAGAGGACUUGUAUGAAAUAGAUAUCCCAUUGAAAUUCAUAGCAUCUGUCGGGACUAGAGUGCAUGGGUUGGCCUGUUGGUUUGAUGUCCUGUUUAAUGGGAGCUCUGUGCAAAGAUGGCUUACCACUGCCCCCGGUGCUCCUACAACCCACUGGUAUCAGAUACGAUGUGUUCUUUCUCAGCCAAUUUACGUAAUGGCCGGGCAAGAAAUUACAGGCCGACUUCACAUGAUUGCUCAUAAUGCUCAAAGUUAUACCAUAUAUCUAACAAUGUCAGCUAAAAUGUGGGGGCCUGGGGCCGAACAAGGAGGAAUUCUUCAGACCUCAUCAUGCAAACUCGAUCUCAAGGAGCCUUACUACAGAAUGUCACAGCCCCAACCCUACACAACGGCACAAGACCAGCAACCGCAUCAGCUACUACAAGCUCAGGAUAUACCGAUCCACACCGAGGACUUGGAUGAACCUGAGUUGCUGCAGCAGCCAUUAGAAAAUUCAGGAGCUCAGCUCCAAUAAGUGAUGAAAAAAAGAGUUGAACUUAAGCCAACAAGAUUCUAAUAGGCAUGUGGCUUUUGAUCCCUGUAAAGUAGAAUCUGACAUGAUUCAUUAUUAUUAUUGAUGUUUGAGUGAUUGCUUGGGAUCUACGGCUUUUAUCAUGAUUUAACCAGUUUUAAAAAUCAAAUUAUGUUCAUUUUGGAGGU